Molecule: messenger RNA, 676 nt
Organism: Psylliodes chrysocephalus
Lineage: Eukaryota; Metazoa; Arthropoda; Insecta; Coleoptera; Chrysomelidae
Source: the annotation of a GenBank genome assembly
CGAAAAUGUAAUGAAUAUUUGCGAUAUUCGUUGUUAUUUUAGAGGAAGACGUAAAAAGUUUAAAAUGGAAGGUCCAAACUAUAAAGUUGAAAGUGUUACAUAGAAUAUUAUGAAAAAAUAGUGGUGAAAAUGUCCAAAAGUUCUGAACUGGACUCAGUGAGCACAGUGCUUUGGCUUCAGCAAGCUGAUGCUCUCAAUACAUUUACCAAAAUGUGGUACCAUGUCUUCCUGUGGGCAUUUUUUUCAUCAAUAUUUGUCCAUACCAUUGCUGGACUUAUAGCAUUCCUAACCCUCAGGAAACACAAAUUCGGCAAGUUCUUUCCAAUUGCGAUACUAGUCAUGGGCGUGGUGACGCCUGCUAUAACCGGCGUCGUGAGUAGCGCUGCAAUUGCAUUCGUAUACAGAGCAUCGAGUUUACCAAUGAAUCCACUGUACGCUCUCUUUUGGGGAUGUGGUCAGACUAUUUUAACUGGGUGUAUGGGUUUCACGAGAAUUUUGGCAACAUUGUAAUUAAUAGGAUAAAUAAUACAUGCAAGUCCACGCAGUGAGGUGGUACAUUUUGAUGAAGCAUUGUGCAUUGCUUUAGAAUGAAAUUUAUUUUGGAUCGACCUGGAAAUCUGUCUUUGGUAUCACAGUUUUAAGUUCGUUUCAGGGUUAUUUAUUUUCGCGAUCGCCG